Messenger RNA from Schistosoma rodhaini, 2682 nucleotides. NCBI's taxonomy places the organism in Eukaryota, Metazoa, Platyhelminthes, Trematoda, Strigeidida, Schistosomatidae. The record is from the annotation of a GenBank genome assembly.
GGGAAAGUUCCGUUCCACACACAAGAACCAUAUAUAAAGUCUAGUCACAAAUAUCAGUGGACAAUUAGUUUACCAUCGCCUUGUAAUUCAGUUUGUUUCUAGUACAACAAAAGUUGGCGGGAAUACGAACUGUGGGGGACGUGAUCCGCAACUGAUGCUCCUAUCAGCAACGCGACGUUUCGCCCUGAACAGAUGUGAUAGGUGGACUCAUUUCAAGCAAUAUAGUGCAUAUUACUCCAUAGGCUCAAAUGAUUCACCAGAAGAUAAAUCUAAACAGUCUUGGUGGAGUGAGAAAAAUGCAUGGAAAAUAGGUUGUUUUACUUUGGCAUGUUCCGGUUUGCUUGCGGUUGGGUUUGCCGUGGCUACUUGGGGUCCUCCGAAAAAGGAUGAUAACGGAGUCGAAAUUGAAGACAAUUUUAGUCGAAAACCAAUUAUCUGGGGUUACCUUUGUCGAACGUUUAGUUCUAUGCUUGAAUUCAACCAAAGCAUAAAGGAUCCUGUUAGUGAGAAACUCCUUCCAGAUCCAGUACAACCUCCAUAUUACCAACCACCAUAUACUCUUGUUCUGGAGAUGACCGAUGUGCUUGUUCAUCCUGAUUGGAAGUUCCGCUCAGGUUGGCGCUUUAAGAAAAGGGCGGCGUUAGAUUUGUUUUUGCAACAGCUAUCUCCUCACUAUGAGGUUGUUGUCUAUACAAAUGAAUCAGUAAUGAUUGGAGGUCCUGUCUUGGCUCAGAUGGAUCCUCAAGGACAGUUUAUUCACUUCCGGCUGUUUCGCGAAGCAACUCGCUAUAAAGGAGGAAAACAUAUCAAGGAUUUGUCAUGUCUUAAUAGAGAUCUCUCCCGUGUGGUGUUCGUUGAUUGGGAUCCUGCUGCAGCUCAGUUGCAACCACGCAAUUCACUGAUUAUAAAACGUUGGAAUGGCGAUGAGUCAGAUAGAGAAUUGAUAGACUUGGCUGCCUUCCUAAGAAUGAUUGCAAUGGGGAGUGUCGAUGAUGUUCGCCUUGUGCUAGAUUACUAUAGAGAGUUUGAUGACCCUUUAGCCUUCUUCCGUGAAAAGCAUGAAGAACUUAUGGAAAUUCAAGCCAAACGCAAACAGGAAACAGAAAAAGCUUUAUCAAAACGCAUUCGACCAACAUUUUCAUUUACUGGUAUGGCUAGAUCCUGAUAUUAUUGAUUUUACCAGCAAUAACAUCUCAUAACGUUGUACAGGAAUGAUCCUCAAGGGGAUUUGGAAAUCCUCUUGUUUUUAUAUAAAUAUAACCUUAUGUGCUUAAAUUUUUCAUUUUUGAAAUCAUUUAUGGAUCUAUAGUUUCCUACCCGGGGUAAUUUUUUAAAUUACAAUUUGUCAAGUAUCACCAUAUAAUUCGGAACAAUUCGACUUCAUUAGGUCAGUAUAUUUGCUCUGUAAUUUGUUGCUGCUUACUUUAUACUUCCACUAUUGCAAAUGUGACACUUGAUGAGCUUGUAUAAAUUUUCCAUUUGGAACAAUAUAGAAUAAUAAUGAGUGACAUUUUUUAAAGGAAGAGUUGAAAUGUAAAAACGCCAUUUAUCGUAUUGCGAACUUUUGUAAAACGGUAGUCGGAAAAUAUGAAGCUAUCAGUCUGUUUGGUUGCUAAAUCUGGUCAUAAGAUCUGUACAGUUCUCACAGGGGUUGUCAUUAUAUUCAUUUUUCUAUAUUUCAGUACACUUUUCUUAUGGUUAGGGUCAGUCAGUCAUAUGCAAUGUAGAACCUGGCUCUUGUUUACAUGGAUCCAAGCUGUUGUGUCCCAUUAUCAUCGAGAAAUAAAAAUGCCAGGGCAAAUCUCAGUAGGAUAGUUGGACUCCAAGCUAUUGCUCGCUUUAACCUGAUGAUCCAACAAGAGUAAAAGCAAGGUAUUAAACGUUUGAUGUAAUCAGCGCGAGAUGUCACAAAAACAAGAUAUCUUUGAUAAUAUGGUUUAUAUGUCGGACAGCAAGCUCCCGAAGUGAUAUUCACGAUAUGCUAUUGAAGCCAUUGUUUGGAAAUAAGUUGUAGUGGUGCAGAUGCAUUCGUUUCCUAUCUUGUUCACUAAUAGUAAGUUACAUUUUCUCACUGUUACAUCAAAAUUCGUUAUGGAGUUAUAGUGUGUCUAUUGUUCAUCAGUUUGUGUUUAUGAUCUCGUCACAUUAGUUCAUCGAUUCAGGAAUAUCCUUGGUCGGUAGGUUUCAAUGUUGUUGAUUAGGUGUUCACUAGAUUUCAACGUUAUCUGAGACAGCGUCCUGAAACUUGUAGAACAGUGUUUUUACACAGCUAUUCUUACCUAAUACAAAAUGGUCGCUUUCGUUACGUGGUAUGUAGUGGUUGUUUGCAAUUUUUCACUAUAAGUUACCAUCACGUGUUCUGGUGAGAACAAAAUCUAAGAGUAGAAUUUUCGUCAUCUUAGAUUACAAAUUGAGUUGUCACGGAGUUUUUUUGGCGACUUCGGGUACAAUUUUAUCUGUGACGUGGACUUCAAAUUUCAAGCUAGACAUUCCGGAUACUACUAUUAUCCAUAAUUUCAGUAUACUAUGCCGGUUCUGAUGUGAAAUAUUACGGUUGAAGGCUUUCUAACGUGCUUAUAAACGUUGCCAUUAAAUUACAGUUUGAUUGUAGAAUAACGGUCAACUAAAUGCACUAAGUUCAAUUCCGCAGUUUCCGUUUUUGUUUUUAUCGUUAUGUACUAU